Messenger RNA from Owenia fusiformis, 1502 nucleotides. Lineage: Eukaryota; Metazoa; Annelida; Polychaeta; Sabellida; Oweniidae. The record is from the annotation of a GenBank genome assembly.
UAGCAAAUCGUGAGAUCCUAUGUCUAUGUCUCCUCCUUGAAGCCUUCUGGAAUAUGAUACUUAUAUGUCAGGAAAUAUCGGCAUGAAUACUAAGAGACGUUAACUCACUGUUAUUAGGCAGUUUUCGUCCUAAUUUUGCAGUGUGAAAUUGUGAGUUUUCUUUUCAGGAAAUUCUGAACUCUCGAAGUCAAUUACCGCGAGAUUUCAAACGAGAUGUAAAAAAUCAACAGAAAAGUUUUUGACUAAAAAGUACUAUUUUAUCAAUUUAUUGCUCUUCCAGAAGAGUUAUAAACGGUUUCACCUUCAAAAUAGUGGAGAAUGCCUGCAGCUCCUCCAAAGACUCCUUGCAGGCAUGAGGUGAGGACACCAUCAGAGGGGGUGACUCUACAGAAGACUGUAUUCAUAGGCUACACUGAUGUCUUGGCUGCAGGAAGCCGGGCCUUGUUAGGCAUUGACACAAAGCAAAUGAAAAUUGAAUAUGAUGAGCUGAAUAUCCCAGAUCUGAACAAUUUACAACCUGCUGUUACAAGAGGCAUAGAACCUGACCCUACAGAGAAAGAUUUCCUCCACUUACAGAUAUUGAACCACAAGUAUGAGCAGUGCUCCCUUGUUAUUGUCAACACAGUUGUGCCAGCUGACAAGUGCCAUGUAGUCGCCAACAAAAUCAUGGAUAUGUGUUCUAGAGGGGGUACAGAGAGAAUAUUUCUGCUUAGUGCUGUUCCAGUCAAUCUGCCCAAGUCACUUUCAUCCCGUGCAUCAAACCCUUUGUUUGAGAACUGCAGGUUCUGUGAACCAGCCACAAUGUAUGAAUCUCUCCCCAUUACUACACUAAUCCACGACCAUUUCCUCAACACAAUGCUACAGCUGAUCAAUGUAGAGGGAAUCCCAACAUCUGUUCUCAUUAUCCCUGCCACUAGAGGGCGUGGUGGUAGAGCGUCAAAAGAGGAUGGGUCAGCUCAGGCUAUAGCACUUUUCCAUGAUACAAUGCACAGAUUGAUGAGGUUCUCAUUCAGCUUAGACAUCAGUUUGUCUCUGGUUUACAACCAGUUAGAUAGCAACACAAAGGAGAACAGAGCUAUGAUAUAUGCAUAAACGUAGGAGCAUGCAGGAUUUGAACUGUUUAGGCCUCUUUCUGGAGACUUAAUGAUCCUGUAUGCAUAUAUGUGGUGCUUUUCUUUGAAGACAUCAACUGCUGCAAUAAUAUUGAAUUGAAUAAGUGAUCAAAAGUCAAGGGAGGAAUGAUACGUACUGUAGAAAUAUGGAUGUAUCAGUGAAGGAGAAAACUUGUCCUUACAUAUAUCUUUUCUGUGAUAUUUACUACUGCCAUCUUUAAAUGGCUAUCUUUUGUAAAAAUGAAAUCAUGUAAUAUAUCAUCAGACAUAGUACAGUUUAUCCCAUACAUGUACUUUGUGGAUUUAGGGAAAAUAACAUUUUAGAGGGAUGUAUUAUGGAAUAAAUAGGUUAUUUCUGGUCGGGAUGGAAUAUUGUUUUUAUUCCUCGGA